Molecule: messenger RNA, 528 nt
Organism: Cynara cardunculus var. scolymus (artichoke)
Lineage: Eukaryota; Viridiplantae; Streptophyta; Magnoliopsida; Asterales; Asteraceae
Product: 12-oxophytodienoate reductase 1-like
Exons: 1
Molecular function (GO): oxidoreductase activity; FMN binding
Source: RefSeq, a predicted model, not a curated record
AACUACAUGGAAUCAGAGGACUCAAAUCCGAAAGCUUUAGGUCUUUAUAUGGCUGAAUCUUUGAAUGCAUACAAGAUUCUUUAUUGCCAUAUGGUGGAACCAAGGAUGAAAGWAUUAGGCGAAGCAGUCGAAUGCCCUCACAGUCUUGUGCCGAUGAGAAAAGCAUUCAAAGGUACUUUUAUUUCUGCUGGAGGGUAUGAUAUGGAAGACAGUAACAAAGCCUUGUCUGAAAACCGAACGGAUCUUGUUGCUUAUGGUCGUUGGUUUUUGGCAAAUCCAGAUUUGCCAAAAAGAUUCGAGCUUAAGGCUCCUCUUAACAAGUAUGAUAGGAGCACGUUUUAUACACCUGAUCCUGUCGUUGGAUACACCGAUUACCCAUUUCUGGAUACCACGGUUUAAGUUCGUUAGAGUCGAUCUAAGCACACAAGUUUGAAGAAAUUAGAACGAAGAUUCUGAUAAGUUGGAAAUGUUGAGUAAAAGCAUUGAUCAAAUUAAAGGGUCUGAAAUAAUACAUGUUUAUUUACGUGA